Ochlerotatus camptorhynchus is the source of this 1339-nucleotide messenger RNA. RefSeq lists its product as uncharacterized. Bases 53 to 1324 code for a protein of 423 amino acids. The transcript has 3 exons. The record is from RefSeq and is a predicted model, not a curated record. Lineage: Eukaryota; Metazoa; Arthropoda; Insecta; Diptera; Culicidae.
UCGUCCGAAAGCGCGCACGCCGGGUGGAUAGGAUUUCAAGAAAAGCAGAAAGAUGGUAAAUUUAAGUGACCUCAUUUCAAGUGACGAGUGCACCGAGGUGGUGCGAAAUUCCUACGUACGAGAUGGCACAUUUCGAGUGGUCAACUACCGACUAGAUAAGGUAGCCGGACAGCCGGGAUAUUUGGGUGAAUACGCUAAUCUGGUGGUUACCGUAGAAUUGGACAAUAAGCAAUCACGAGUCUUCAAAUACUUCAUUAAGUGCCUCCCCUUUACGGAUCCAAAGCAGCGUCAAGUUAUCGUGGAAUUUGGCAUAUUCACUAAAGAAGCCGUUUGUUAUCGAGAACUAUUUUCAGCACUCGAACAGAAUCCAGAAAGGGUAACCAAAUGGAGACCGGCUUGUUGGUUGGCGCGGGACGACCUGAUGGUGAUGGAAGAUCUGAUGGAUAGCGGUUAUCGAUCGAUGCCGUUUCAGAGACCAUUUGGUCAGACUCACAUGGAGCUGGUAUUGGAUCGAAUGGCACAGAUGCAUGCCUGUGCGUUGGAUUUGGAGUACAACCGGAUGAAUGGGGAGAAGCUGGGAGAUAAAUUUGGAAGUAUGCUUUUCGAAACGACGUUCAUGAGGGAAAGUGUGUGGUUCAUGGCAGGGCUAAAGGGGAUUCUAAAAGUGGCACUGGAAGGGUCCAAAUACUCCCAGAAUCCAGAAUACAAAGCAAGCAUCCAGGCAGAUAUGCUAGGCAAAAUGGAUCGAAUCUUCGAACUAUCGGAGACGACCGAUCGUUUCCAAUCGGUCAUAGUUCACAAGGAUCUUUGGUAUAACAACAUGAUGUUUCGAUUUGAUCACGAUCAAGCUGGAUCAGUCAACUACGAUAAACCGUUGGAUUGCGUCCUAAUCGACUUCCAAAUAGCUCGAUAUCAACCACCUGCCAUUGAUUUGCUAUGUACCAUCUACCUGCUGACCCGGAGAUCCCAGCGAGACGAACUGUACGACUUCUACGUAAAAUACUACUACGAACAGUUGAGGGACAAGCUACAGAAGCUCAACCUACAGAUCGAGAGUAUCCUACCGUGGGAGCAGUUACUGGUCAGUUUGGAGUACUACAAAUUGGUCGGCCUGCUCUGGUCUGGAGUUCUGCAUGCGUACGUGAACCUCCCUGAGGGAUAUCUCGCGGAACUGCACGUCAAGGAUCCAGAAGCCUAUCACGAAUUUGGACUCAUCAGUAGGGAUACAGUGCUCAUGGAAUUCUUCCGUACGGAUCGCUACUAUCGGGAAACUCUGCUGGAUUCGGUUGAUGAAACCCUAGAGUAUUUAUUCGGAUUCAAAUAAAACAUUCUGAAUUGA